Molecule: messenger RNA, 480 nt
Organism: Bactrocera dorsalis (oriental fruit fly)
Lineage: Eukaryota; Metazoa; Arthropoda; Insecta; Diptera; Tephritidae
Exons: 1
Coding region: 133-357 (74 amino acids)
Source: RefSeq, a predicted model, not a curated record
CUCGGGUAUUCAACAGAUUGUCGUGAACAUCGAAAGCAAGAAUAUUAGCACUCAACUUACUUUUGUCGCACUAAGUAAUUUUAUUUAGUACAAAAACAUAUUUAAAGUUAAAAACAACAAAGUUUUCCGAAAAUGUCUGCGAAAAACGUUAAUUCACUUGUCGGUGCCACCACACGCUACAUCGCCGGCCGAAAUGCAAUGCAGACAGUUUAUUGGCGCACAAUGCCCGGAACCGAUGGACGAAUGGUGAAAAUACAUAAAAACUGUGAAUUCGACAAAGUACAGAACCUGCCCGCCAAAAUUCGCAUGCAGUACUACAAUAAAAACUUCUGGACAUCAACGGAUGGAGCACACUGAUCUCGGCCGAAAAAAACGAAUUUUUAGAUUAGCGGAUUUAGUAUAAGAUGUGCGCUUGUGUUCUUCUAUUAGUUAUUAAUGUCGCAACUCAAUUAGUUAAUUAGUAAAUUAUUAACACUGAAA